ACCGCUCAAUUAAUAUUUGCACUCAGGGUUGGGGUUAAAUUACAUGACGUUAUUCAUUGCUCUAACUAAGCUGGGUUGGGUGCGCGCCAAGUGACGUGGAGUGGGCUUCCGUUAGGUCCUGUAAGCACAUGUAAAAGGCCUCCCCUGGCGCAUGCGGCGUCACACGUUUGUGUUCGUCAUUUACGAGAAGUCAGUCAAGCAUGUCUGGAAGAGGCAAAGGAGGUAAAGGGCUCGGGAAAGGAGGCGCUAAGCGUCACCGUAAAGUUCUGCGGGAUAACAUCCAGGGCAUCACCAAACCCGCUAUCCGUCGUCUCGCUCGCCGCGGCGGAGUCAAGCGUAUCUCCGGUCUGAUCUACGAGGAGACCCGCGGUGUCCUGAAGGUGUUCCUGGAGAACGUGAUCCGCGAUGCCGUGACCUACACCGAGCACGCCAAGAGAAAGACCGUCACCGCCAUGGACGUCGUGUACGCGCUGAAGCGACAGGGACGCACUCUGUACGGCUUCGGAGGAUAAACGCGUCCGUGUUAGCAGAAAACCACAAAGGCUCUUUUAAGAGCCAC
This is a messenger RNA of Carassius auratus (goldfish), 559 nucleotides long. RefSeq names its product histone H4. Gene Ontology annotation, molecular function: DNA binding; structural constituent of chromatin; protein heterodimerization activity. Lineage: Eukaryota; Metazoa; Chordata; Actinopteri; Cypriniformes; Cyprinidae. The coding region runs from base 201 to 512 and encodes 103 amino acids. The transcript has a single exon. Gene Ontology annotation, cellular component: nucleosome. The record is from RefSeq and is a predicted model, not a curated record.